Messenger RNA from Raphanus sativus (radish), 1617 nucleotides. Its product is annotated as alcohol dehydrogenase-like 3. The record is from RefSeq and is a predicted model, not a curated record. Bases 214 to 1398 code for a protein of 394 amino acids. Gene Ontology annotation, molecular function: S-(hydroxymethyl)glutathione dehydrogenase [NAD(P)+] activity; zinc ion binding. Gene Ontology annotation, cellular component: cytosol. The transcript has 10 exons. Lineage: Eukaryota; Viridiplantae; Streptophyta; Magnoliopsida; Brassicales; Brassicaceae. Gene Ontology annotation, biological process: formaldehyde catabolic process.
GAACAUAAACAAAUUAAGAAAGCAGGUCCUUGAUUACUCGGAACGAUUAUGUGGAUUGAGAUUAAGCCCACCUCUCUCGGGAUUAUUGACUCGGUUGGAUAUUUAUACAUGUGGCUCAACAUCCUCACUAUAUUUAGAUAAAUAUAGAUCACAAAGUAUGUAUAUAAACAUCCUAGAAACACAACUUUAAAGCAAAAAAAUAACAACAAAUACAUGGCAGAGACUCAAGGAAAGGUCAUCACUUGCAAAGCUGCUGUGGCAUGGGGUCCAAAAGAGCCGCUUGUAAUACAAGAAAUAUGCGUAGAUCCUCCUCAGAAAAUGGAAGUUCGGGUUAAAAUCCUUUACUCCUCCAUUUGUCACACCGAUCUCGGAGCUUGGACCGGAGUGAACGAAGCCGAACGAGCAUUUCCUAGGAUUCUUGGCCAUGAAGCUGUUGGGAUAGUUGAAAGUGUAGGAGAAGGAGUAAAAGAUGUGAAAGAAGGAGACUAUGUGAUUCCCACUUUUAAUGGAGAAUGUGGUGAAUGUAGAGUGUGUACGAAUGGAGUAAGUAAUCUCUGUGAGAGAUAUAAAGUUGAUCCAAUGAAAAGACUUAUGGUUAAUGAUGGAGGGACGAGAUUCUCAACCACCACAAACAAGGAAGGUGGUUCGAGCCAGAAGCAACACGUUUAUCACUUCCUUAACACAUCCACGUUCACUGAAUACACCGUCUUGGACUCUGCUUGCGUCGUCAAGAUCGAUCCUAAUGCUCCUCUCAAGCAAAUGAGCCUCUUGAGCUGUGGUGUCUCCACUGGUGUGGGAGCAGCUUGGAACACUGCCAAUGUGAAGGAAGGAACAACCACUGCUGUCUUUGGAUUGGGUUCUGUUGGACUCGCGGUUGCUGAAGGUGCAAGAGCAAGAGGUGCUUCUAGGAUUAUUGGUAUUGACGCUAAUGCUUCCAAAUUUGAGAAAGGUAAACUGAUGGGUGUAACAGACUUCGUAAACCCUAAAGACUUAACAAAGCCAGUACAUGAGAGGAUUCGAGAGCUAAUGAGUGGAGGCGUGGAUUAUAGCUUCGAAUGUACAGGAAACGUCGAUGUUCUUCGCGAAGCCUUUUUAUCCACUCAAGCUGGUUGGGGAUCGACGGUGCUUGUAGGAAUAUAUCCGACACCAAAAACAUUGCCCCUUCAUCCAAUGGAGCUUUUUGACGGCCGCACAAUCACCGGUUCUAUAUUCGGUGGUUUCAAGCCCAAAUCUCAGCUUCCAAAUUUUGCUCAACAAUGCAUGAAAGGGGUUGUGAAAUUAGAACCUUUUAUUACCAAUGAGCUUCCAUUUGAGAAGAUAAACGAUGCGUUUCAGCUGCUUCGCGAUGGAAAAUCUCUUCGUUGUCUUCUCCAAAUCUCUAAAUUUCUCAAGAAAUGAUUCUACGUACCUUCCCAAAGGUUACUAUUAUAUAAUCAACAAGCACUUCUCUUUUUAUCAUAAAUUUAUGUUUAUCAUCAAUAGUUCGAUGAAAAAUUAUUAUUCGUGCUCAGAUAUUAUUUAAUUUGACUAAACUCAAAAAUGAUCUCGUUCAUUGUGAGAACCGAGAAACUUUCAUACUAAUCAAAAUUUCUAAUGGAACCGUAAAUUUUCAUAAAA